GUCGCAGCUCUAUCCUCACCUUGUAUGCUUACCCCAAUUGUCCAACACUCCGCCGCAACGACAUUGCCGUCCACGUCGUCUAACGUUCCUAUACCGGUAGUCGCUGGGAUUGCAGCUCUUGACGUCGAGCAAGCUGAGCUUCGCACCAAGGUGGCAGAACUGGAGCGUUCGCUCGUCUCUGCGCGAGCGGAUAUCGCUAAGCACGAGGCAAACAGCCUCUUUGUGCAGUGGCUUCUCCAGUUGCUUUCGCCGCCGGCAGCAUGCGACUCAAAGCUGUUUCUUUGCGACGAUCGCCCGUCAUUCAACUUGACCCAAGAGGCUGCGCAGCUGGAGCAUCUCGUCGCUGCGUACGUGGAGCGACCGACGACUGCGCUCGCUGCGAUAAGCGCCCAGCUCGCUCUUGUCAACAAAAAAUGCUCAUGUUUGGUGCAGGAGGUGGCUGCCGAGCGGGCCAAGACACAACUCCUUCAGCAAGAGCUCGAACACACCAAGUCCGAGCGAGACGAAGCCGCGCACCAUUUCCAAAGAGAGCGAGAUGCGCGUGUUGCCUUGUCCAAGCAGCUCACCAAAAUGAAGCAGCAUGCUCAGUACCUUCAGCGCGACUUGAAUGCGACGCGGCGAUCUCUGAUCGCCGAGGCGCAUGCACCCCGCGUCGACCAGCUUACACAGCAAUUAGCACCGAUCCAUGCACAGCACUCUGUGCUAGAGCAUGCACACAACUCCACACCACGAUGGUCGCGCUCAAGGACGAGCUGUGCAACGUGCCACGCGCCAAGAAUGAGGAUCGGCUUCCACCGUUCGAGAGGAAUCCAAGAGAUACCUUAGAGACCGAGGGUGACAACGACAUUGUCAUGGCAACACAUGCCUGGGACUUGACGCCCAAGAUGACGGCAAAUCACAAGCAACGCUUGCGCUUGUACCUUCAAGGUCAGAGGGCGGCAAAUUUUGACCAGCUAAGCAAUUGCCAAGCAGUUGAUGUAGUA
This is a messenger RNA of Saprolegnia parasitica CBS 223.65, 983 nucleotides long. RefSeq lists its product as hypothetical. The record is from RefSeq and is a predicted model, not a curated record. NCBI's taxonomy places the organism in Eukaryota, Oomycota, Saprolegniomycetes, Saprolegniales, Saprolegniaceae. The transcript is spliced from 8 exons. The coding region runs from base 25 to 825 and encodes 266 amino acids.